This is a messenger RNA of Cutaneotrichosporon oleaginosum, 851 nucleotides long. RefSeq lists its product as uncharacterized. The record is from RefSeq and is a predicted model, not a curated record. Gene Ontology annotation, cellular component: membrane; endoplasmic reticulum; cis-Golgi network. Gene Ontology annotation, biological process: protein retention in ER lumen; endoplasmic reticulum to Golgi vesicle-mediated transport. Gene Ontology annotation, molecular function: ER lumen protein retrieval receptor activity. NCBI's taxonomy places the organism in Eukaryota, Fungi, Basidiomycota, Tremellomycetes, Trichosporonales, Trichosporonaceae.
GACACCUCCACGCCUCCACGUUUCGCGGCUCGACAAUCUCGGACUAGGACUCGGAGCCCUCCAUCUCGACUCUCGUCUCUCCACAUCCCACAUCCUCGGCCGCCAUGAACAUUUUCCGCUUCUUCGGCGACUUGUCGCACCUCGCGUCCAUCUUCAUCCUCCUGCACAAGAUCCAGACGUCGCGGUCAUGCCGCGGCAUUAGCUUCAAGUCACAGGCGCUGUACCUGCUCGUGUUCGUCAUGCGCUACCUCGACCUCUUCACAAACUUCGUGUCGCUGUACAACAGCAUGAUGAAGCUCUUCUUCAUCGGUUCGAGCGCAUACGUGCUGUACCUCAUGAAAUUCCGCUUCCGGCCCACGCAGGACCCCGCUCUCGACACGUUCAACGUCGCAUACAUCCUCGGGCCUUGCGCGCUCCUCGCCCUCAUCUUCAACUACCGCUUCACGUUCAUGGAGAUCACUUGGAGCUUUAGCAUCUGGACUGAGAGUGUCGCCAUCCUGCCCCAGCUUUUCAUGCUGCAGCGCACCGGCGAGGCCGAGACCAUCACGACGCACUACCUCGCCGCUCUUGGGCUGUACCGUGCGCUCUACAUUCCCAACUGGAUCUGGCGCUACUUCACCGAGGACGGUGGCUUCGACCCGAUCGCCGUUACGGCUGGUAUCAUCCAGACCGCAGUCUACGCCGACUUUGGAUACAUCUACGUCACCAAGGUUCUCCGCGGGGAAAAGUUCGAGCUUCCCGCGUAAAGAGGCGCAUACUCGUCCAUCUGGAAUGGAGGAUGGCGUUUGGGCGGGCGACGCGGAGCUGGCCCCGCAUCACUUACGCGCAGAGCGUGCGCCGCCGCUGCAGGG